UGGACGGCCCUGAGUAGUUCAGGGGACUGUCCCUUCUGGCCCGGACCGAGGAGGGCAGGCCCGGGCCCCGGAGGGUCGCUCGCUUCCCCUCCUCGAGAACCAGCCUUCUCGCCUUUCUCUCUCUUUGCCUCCUCAGCCAGCCCUUGCCGUACUCCUUCCCCGGGACCCCCGCCUAACUUUUUCCUCUUCUUUUCCCAGCCGAGGGGGACCAGAUCCGUAGCUCUUUCCUCAUCUCCAUCCUCCCCCCGCCCCAUCCCUUCGCCUUUAUUGCGAAACCCCAUCUCGGGGCCCCGAUCCCCCUCCGAGUCCGGUCCCCCCACCUGGGCUGCGUCCCGCGUCUUCUGGCUUCCACCAGGCUCUCGUUCUCUCUUUCUCUCUCUCUCUCUCGCACACACACUCCUUGCCAUCAUGCCUUGGCCCUUCUCGGAGUCCAUCAAGAAGAGGGCCUGCAGGUACCUGCUGCAGAGGUACCUGGGCCACUUCCUGCAGGAGAAGCUCAGCUUAGAGCAGCUCACCCUAGAUCUCUACCAAGGCACUGGCUCUUUGGCUCAGGUGCCCCUGGAUAAAUGGAGUCUUAAUGAGAUUCUGGAGUCAGCAGAUGCUCCUCUGGAAGUCACUGAGGGAUUUAUUCAGUCAAUUUCUCUGUCUGUUCCCUGGGGCUCUUUGCUUCAAGAAAACUGUGCACUCGAAGUGAAGGGCUUAGAGAUGGUCUUCAGGCCAAGGCCCCGCCUAGCUUCUGGUUCAGAGCCCAUGUAUUGGUCAAGCUUUAUGACUAGUAGUAUGCAGCUUGCAAAAGAAUGCCUUAGCCAGAAAUUGACAGAUGAGCAAGGAGAAGGAUCCCAACCUUUUGAAGGACUUGAGAAGUUUGCUGAAACUAUUGAAACAGUUUUAAGACGAGUGAAAGUCACCUUUUUAGACACUGUUCUGAGAAUUGAACAUGUGCCCUAUAAUUCUAAAAGUGGAACAGCACUUGAGAUUCAUAUUGAGAAAACAAUGUACUGUGAUGAAACUGCUGAUGAAUGCUCUGGAAUUAAUGUGCAUCAGCCCACAGCUUUUGCUCACAAAUUACUCCAGCUCUCAGGUGUUUCUUUCUUCUGGGAUGAAUUUCCAGCAUCAGCAAAAUCUUCUCCAGUGUGUUCGGCUACACAGUUGGCAACUGAACCAAAGCUUUCACCUAGCUGGAACCCAAAAAUUGUCUAUGAGCCGCACCCACAGUUGACAAGAAACUUGCCAGAAGUGUCUCCCUCAGACCCUGUACAGAUAUGCAGGCUGAUUGGAAGAAUGGAGUUGAGCCUUAGGUUAAAGCAAAAUGAGGUGCUUCCUGGAGCCAAGUUGGAUGUAGAUGGGCAGAUAGAUUCCAUACAUCUAUUCCUGUCACCCAGGCAGGUACAUCUUCUGUUGGACAUGUUAGCAGCCAUUGCUGGACCAGAGAAUCCUAGUAGGAUGGAAUUAUCUAAUAAAGAUAAGAAAAAUCGACCAAUGCAGCAGGAAGAUGAGUAUCGGAUCCAGAUGGAGCUCAAGCGUUACUUAAGAAAGGAAACUUUGCCUACAGGAGCACAGUCUGAUCCAAGUUUUUAUGAGACAGAGGCAGCCAAAACACCUUCAAGUCGUGAGGAAGAGGUUUUCUUCUCAAUGGCUGACAUGGAGAUGUCUCACAGUCUUUCCUCUCUCCCACCUCUUGGAGACCCACCAACUAUGGAUUUAGACCUUUCCUUAACUAGUACAUACACUACUACACCUACAGGAUCUCCACUUGGUGCUGCAGUGCAGCAACCAGCAUGGGGUGAUUUUGAUCAAAACAAACAGGAAACGCCGCCAGUGAGAGGUUCAUCAUUUACACCCAGCAUAGUGCAUCCAGCUUCACUGCGAAGAACUCCCCUUCCUUCCAGAUCUGUCUCAAUGGAUGAAUCUAGGCCUGAACUACUUUUUAAACUUGUGGUGGGAGCUUUCUCUGUGUCAGUUCUUCAUAUUGAUCCUUUACCGCCUCCCGAAACAUCAGUGAAUGUUAAUCCGCUGACACGAAUGGCACAGGAUUUUUUUACCCGGAUAGAAAAAGUUGAUUCAAUUCAAUUUCCAACAGAAGAUUUUCUCUCCCUCCGAGAAGUAUUUGCAAAGGCUUGUUCACAUGACCACCUUAGAUUUAUAGGUACAGGCAUCAAAGUGUCCUAUGAACAAAGACAAAAGUCAUCCUCUCGUUGUUUGAGUACAGAUUUAUCUAUUGGGCAAAUGGAACUCCUAGAAUGCCUCUUCUCUAUGGAUUCUCAUUCUGAAAUACCUCACUAUACGGAGCUGUUGAUGUUUGAUUCUGAAAAACAAGGGAACAAGUUGCACCCUGCCUCGUGCCUUCAGCUCCAUUACAAGCACUCAGAUAACAGAGGACCUCAGGGUAGCCAAGGAAGACUUAGCUCUGUUCCUCAAAAAGCCGAUUUACAAGUCAAGUUGAGUCCAGCAUUCUGUGAAUUGGAUAUCAGCAUUGUGGACAGACUAAACUCCUUGCUUCAGCCGCAGAAGUUAACCACAGUGGAGAUGAUGGCAUCGCACAUGUACACCUCAUACAACAAACACAUUAGCCUACACAAGGCAUUCGCUGAAGUUUUUUUGGAUGAUUCACGUACUCCUGCAAAUCGCAAAGUAUCAGUGCAAGUAACUGCACCAUCUUUGAAGCUUUCAGUCCGUUUCCCCAUACCCGACCUGCGAUCAGAUCCUGAACGAGGACCCUGGUUUAAGAAAUCGCUUCAGAAGGAAAUUCUUCAAUUAGAUUUUGCAGAUAUGGAACUUAAAACAGAGUUUACAGGAGGACCAACUCCAGAGCAAAUUAAAUUAGAGCUCACUUUUAAAGAGCUAACUGGGUCAUUUGAAGAAGACAAAGAAGAAUCAGCAGUAAACAUUUUUCAAGUUUCCAGUGGCAUAGUUGGAGAGAUGACCUCAUCAGACAACUUUGACUGGCCACGGAUUGUACUAAAAAUAAACCCACUUGCUGUGCACUCCAUUCUGGAAAGGAUAGCUGCUGAGGAUGAAGAGGAAGUUGAUGGUCAUUUUCAAGAAGAGGAGGAAGGAGGAUCUCAUUCCCUGAAGGAUGUAUGUGAUCUUAGGCGACCGGAGCCAUCUCCCUUUUCCUCUCGUAGGGUCAUGUUUGAGAAUGAAGAGAUGGUGAUGCCAGGAGAUGCAGUGGAGAUGAAUGUAUUUCAGGAUAAAGCAAUCAGCAACUCUCAUUAUGUACUGGAGCUCAUGUUACCGAAUGUGUAUCUAACAUUACCAAAUAAGAGUUUUUAUGAGAAGCUUUACAAUAGAAUCAGUAAUGACUUAUUAUUGUGGGAACCCACUGCUCCAUCUCCUGUAGAAACAUUUGAAAAUAUUUCUUAUGGCGUUGGACUUUCAGUGGCCAGCCAGCUGAUCAACACUUUCAAUAAAGACAAUUUCAGUCAGUUCAAAUCCACUAUUCACUAUGAUGAUGACAGUGGGUCUGAGGAAGAAACAUUACAGUAUUAUUCUACGGUUGAUCCAAACUAUUGUUCACGGAGAAGGAAAAAAUUUGAACCCCAAAACAGGAACACUCAGAGUUUUCUCUCCGUGCUUUUGAAUGUUAACCAUGGAUUUGUUUCAAUAUUCACAGAUGUCAAGCAGGAUGAUGGGAAUAUACUAGAAGACAAACAUGGUGAAUUUUGGUUUGAGUUCAGCAGUGGUUCAUUAUUCUGUGUGAUGAAGUAUGAAGGUUUUGAAGACAAGCAUUACAUAUGUCUCCAUUCUGGUAGUCUCAGCUUAUAUCAUCAAGGUAUGGUGGAUGGGGUUGUGUCUCCAUCUGAAAUAAAGCUGCCAAGUGUGACACAUCCUCACUGGUUAGAACCCACCAUUUAUUUUUCUGAAGAAGAAGGUCUCAGUAGGACUUCUUCAGAUGGUGUGGGAGUGGACAGCUUAAAUAUGCUGUCUGUUGCAGUUAAGAUACAGUCAAAUAAAUCUGAGAGCAAUACAAAGGAAUUUUUAGUUGCUGUCGGGCUAAGAGGAGCCACUUUGCAGCAUAGAGUGCUUCCUUCAGGCUUAAGCUGGCAUGAACAAAUUUUAUAUUUUUUAAAUAUUUCUGAUGAGCCUGUCUUGGGAUAUAAUCCUCCAGCCUCUAUUACAACGUUUCACAUCCAUCUCUGGAGCUGUGCUUUAAAUUAUAGGCCUCUCUUUUUGCCGACCAGAUCACUUCUUACUGUUGAAACGUUCAGUAUUUCAAGUAGUGUGGCACUGGACAAGUCAUCUUCUACGCUUAGAAUAAUCUUGGAUGAGGCUGCCUUGCAUUUAUCUGACAAGUGUAACGUUGGUACGGUGAACCUCCAAAGAGAUUAUGUUCGAGUUAUGGACAUGGGACUCUUGGAACUGACCAUAAGGGCAGUAAAACCUGGGUCUGAUGGAGAAAGAAGUAAGCCCCGCUUUGAACUGCAUUGUUCCAGUGACGUGAUUCACAUCCGAACGUGCUCAGACUCUUGUGCUGCAUUAAUGAAUCUCAUCCAGUACAUUGCCAGUUACGGUGAUUUGAAUCCACCUGCUAAGACAGAGCCUACCUCUGGAGUGACCAAACAGAAUUCUAAGGCAGAUGUUUCUAGCCGUCCAUCUUCUCAAGGGCCAGUUCUUGCUGAAGCAGACCAACAGAUUUUACGGGAUUUAAUGAGUGAUGCUAUGGAAGAAAUUGAUACCCAACACCUUUCUUCAUCCACUGAACCACAAGCUAAUGGGAUUUUGGAUGAAAAGACUCAAACGCCGGCACCCUCUUGCUCGGACCUUUUCCUAUUUCCUGAUGAGAGUGGGAACCUCUCCCAAGAGCCAAGCCCCACUUAUGCUUCGUUCACUCAUCAUAUGAUUAAUGAAGCUAUGGGAGAUGUGCCUUCUGAAAAUGAUGACUUCUGCAUUCUUUUUGCACCCAAAGCUGUUGUCUCAGAUAAGGAAGAGGAGCCAAUUGUGAAAACAAUGGUCGAUGAUGCAAUCCUAAUAAAAGAAAAUCAUUUCAGCCUACCAGUCAAAAAGGCAGACACAAGCAAAGCUCCAUUACGCUUUCCUGUCCCGUUGGUGCGCUACGUUGUGAAAGAAAUCUCCCUCAUUUGGCACCUUUAUGGGGGAAAGGAUUUUGGGACUGUAGCACCUACAUCUCCAGCUAAAAGCUACAUUAGUCCACAGAGCUCUCCUUCUCACACACCAACAAGGCACGGACGUAAUGCAGCAUCUGGGGGAAGAGGAAGGAACCCAGAUUUCUUGAUGGAAAUACAGUUGAGCAAAGUGAAAUUCCAGCAUGAGGUAUAUCCUUCCAGUGAGCUGGAAUGUGAGGUCAACCUGUUGGAGCAGCCUGUCUCCCGCCAAGUGUUUAUAGUUCAAGAUCUUGAGAUCAGAGAUCGCUUGGCUACAUCACAGAUGAAUAAAUUUCUCUACCUCUACUGUAGUAAGGAGAUGCCUAGAAAAGCACGUUCUAACAUGCUGACAAUCAAAGCAUUACAUGUUCGUCCAGAGUCUGGCAGAUUGCCACAAGAAUGUUGCUUAAGAGUAUCUUUAAUGCCACUUCGCCUCAAUAUCGACCAGGAUGCCCUGUUUUUCUUCAAGGAUUUUUUCACUAGCCUUUCUACAGAAGUAGAAGUCCUAAUGACUCCAGAUCCUGAAGUUAAAAAGCCUCCUGGUGCUGAAGUAACAUGUACCUUGCCCAGGCACUACAGCGGUUUCAAGGAACCAAGCCCAGUCAUUUCUUUCUCUUUACACAAACAAUCAAGCCAGAAUGGAAGUGUCGAUUCUGUGGAUGCACUCAAUGGGGAUGACCAUAAUUUUCCACAUGAAGAAGCAUCAUUCAGUGAUCAACCCAUCUUUUUCAGAGAAUUUCGAUUCAUAUCGGAAGUUCCAAUACGUCUUGAUUACCAUGGCAAACAUGUCUCCAUGGAUCAGGGUACAUUAGCCGGGAUCCUGAUUGGUCUUGCCCAGUUAAACUGCUCAGAAUUGAAACUGAAAAGACUUUGCUAUCGACAUGGGUUGCUAGGUAUGGAUAAACUCUUCUCUUAUGCCAUCUCUGAGUGGCUUAAUGACAUCAAGAAAAACCAACUGCCAGGUAUUUUGGGAGGAGUUGGGCCAAUGCAUUCAUUGGUUCAAUUAGUGCAGGGUCUUAAGGACUUGGUGUGGUUACCAAUAGAACAGUACCGAAAAGAUGGCCGUAUUGUGAGAGGCUUUCAAAGGGGAGCAGCUUCUUUUGGCACUUCCACUGCAAUGGCAGCAUUAGAGCUGACAAACAGAAUGGUGCAGACCAUACAGGCAGCUGCAGAAACAGCUUAUGACAUGGUUUCCCCCGGGCCUAGUUUAAUUGAUUCUAAGAAGAUCAAGCGACUUUCUCGCUACCGCCUAGCUCAUCAGCCUGUAGACCUACGUGAAGGUGUAGCCAAAGCAUACAGUGUUGUAAAAGAGGGGAUUACAGAUACAGCGCAUACCAUCUAUGAAACUGCUGCUCGUGAACAUGAGAACAGAGGAGUAACUGGAGCAGUAGGAGGAGUCCUCCGCCAGAUUCCACCAACGGUAGUGAAACCUCUCAUAAUGGCAACAGAGGCGACGUCAAAUGUUUUGGGUGGCAUGAGAAACCAAAUCAGACCUGAUGUGCGUCAGGAAGAGUCUCAGAAGUGGCGUCGUGGAGAGGACUGAGAACUUACAUGUGCUUGAUGCCCAGACAUUGGGAAGCUGGAAACGCAUAACGAUGAUCGUCAUCGCAGCUUUAGAUGGAACAUAUCCUUUUAAUACGCUCAUCUCAGGAACAUAAGGGAUUGUUAAGCAGUUUGAUGACAAGACCUGAAAUAUUCAAGUAGAAUGCAAGUUUAGUACUUGAGUUGUUGGCGUAGUGCAUGCUACCAAUACAUCUGGUCAGUGCCAAAUGGAAUGGCACCUUUCUGUUGCCAAAUCUAAGACGACAUGCUGGCUUUAGACUGGGUACCAUAUUUUUCAUGGUAUCUUGAUUUUACUUGCAAGUCUACAUGUAUAUUUAAAUGGAUUCCCUGAGUAAGGUCUAAGAAAUUUUUUUAGCAAAGUGCUACACCAGCACCUUCUGUAACAGGGUAAAUAUCUGACAUGAGACACGGACGCUACAGAAUAUUAAAAGCAAAUGGGAAUUCUAAUUCUUUUGCUUGUUUUGAGCACUUGCCCCUUGUGUGACACUUAACAACAAGGACAAUCUGUCUUGGUAUCUAGUCAGAAAAUUGUGUUCAUACAUUUGUGGACAUAAAUUGUUUUGCCUACAUGUUGAAUUCCUCCUUUUAUGAGGUGUUGAGCAAUCUGAAUGUUGCAGACAUGUUCUGUUGUGUUGCACUUUAGCUUGUACAUUGCUUUUUUAAAAAAAUAGUUAAUAAAAUGUCAUGUGCGUUUUAUCCUUACGUGGUUUGAAAAAUUAUGCAAAUUAUUUAAAGGGACAAAACACUACAAGACUGUAAGUGACAACAAAAUUGGAGUGCAGUCCUAAAAUUGGAGUGCACUCCUUCAAAUUUGCUAGAUAUGAAGAGUGUCUAGUGAGUGACUGGUUCUCAACCUAUUUCUCCCCACCCCCCCCUCUGAAAAUUGUUUGAAGCAACAUUGGUUUCUUGGAAAGUGGAUAUUGGAAGUGGUAUAUAGUACAUUAAUGUGAUUUCAUGAUUCAGUUUAAAUGCUAUGCAAGUUCCAUCUCAGUCCUUUUCUUUCAAGGUUCAGUGCAAGAGAAUUAACUUUUUAAUUCUUCAGGAGAUCUUUAAAUUCAUUUUUAAAGUUGCUGUUUUUGAUUUUAAACUUCUUGAAUCCCAACGUGUGCACUUUUUGAUUAGAAAUCAGAACAUAAACAUAGCUGAGAAAUAAUAUUUAAGAGACCAAGUGGGAGCUAUUGUAGAUUCUUCCUAUAGAGCCAUGUCAUACAGUGGAAACUGCAGUGGAUCUUCAUCAGCAGUUUCUUUAGUACCUCAAAUUCAGCUUUUGAAUAUGGGUCUUGAAAGUAAAUCUGCUUUUAGAACUUAGUUAAGAAGCUAUAUAUAAACCUCCUAAGUAAAUCAAAGACACUCUAGACCGAGGCAGCCAAAUUGUAUCUGUGUGUAGAGCAUAUGUUUUGCAUGGCUGAUGGAGACAGGUGCAAAGUAGGGCAAUGAACAAGAACCAACUUGGUCCAGGCAUCUUGGUGUCUAAAGAAAUAGAGCAAAAUGGUGACACAAUCAAAUGUGGGUUUCUAAUACAUAAGAGAAGUUGCUCUGGAUCAAAUCAGUGGUCCACCUAGCUAUUAUUUAGUCUCUGUCAGCAACUACAUCUAGUUUCUUCUGGGCAUUUUUACUGCACAAAAUUAUUCCCUUUUAUUGUUUCUUGUACAUAAGGGUAGGCGAUACAAGAGCUAGAUCCAUGCCAGCAAAGCUUUCCCAUGGCCCUCUUUGCGCUCUGUGGCUGUCCUUUAGCAAUUUGUCUAUGGAUUGGUUAUUUUCAGGGGGGUGGGGGGGGACAUGACCUAAAGACCUUCAUAUUUUAUGUGAUUGUAUCCCAAAGCACAUUUCUGCUGCCAUGAUGAGUGUGUUCGACAUCACAACAGUAAGUCAAAAGCAACUUUUUAAAGGGUUACUGUACUGAUGCAUGGGCAUAAACAUUGUUAUACUUGUACUUGGCGCACUUCUGGUGGUAUUUAGAUUAAAUAAUCAUGAUUGUAGUAGUAACUGAGACUGACAAAUGUUCAGCUGUCUAAAACUUGAUGCAACAACUGAGCGAGGAGUCCCACAAUAUGUACCAACAGAUCUUUAUAUCCCGCUUUUCAACAAAAGUGCUUAAAGUGAUUUAUAUAGGAAAAUAAUAAAUAAGAUGGUUCCAAAAGGGCUCACAGUUUACAAGGAAAUGUACAUUAGACACCAGAAACAACCACUGGAGGGAUGCUGUGCUGAAUUUAGAUAGAGAUAGUUGCUCUCCCCCUGCUAACUGCAAGAGAAUCACCACUUUUAAAAGGUGCCUCUUUGCUCACUUAGCAGGGAUGUAAGAAGUGGGGUAAUAUGUAAGAAAAUACAGACUGGAUGAAAUGAGUCACCCUCCCCCACUUUUUUUUAGAGUGCUUCCAUUAACUGGCAAGUAUUUCAUGAGGAACUAAAUGAAGAUACUCAUCAGUGAUUAUUUUUGCAAUUGCUGCAAUAAAUAACUUGAAGCUUGUUUUUUCUCUCUGUCUUUCCCACCACACAAAGUAGAUGGUAUGCACUUGCUGGGUACCGGAACACAUCGUCUAUUUAUUAAUUCUAUCUGUCAAUUUCACUGUAGGGGCUUGAUUUGCUGUUUUUCUCAAUGCAGCUGUUAAUGCACUGGCACUUGAUGUUGGCUGCUUGGUUCUUGUGCACUAAGGCACCCAUUUGUCCAGCCAGCAAAAAGAGCUUCCCAGUGUUGAGGGGGAAAGAUGAAGACAAUGCUUAAAAAGUGGUUUUGGCUCUUAAUAAGAGUGAGGCUGGAUUUCAUGACAAACAGAAUCAAAUGCACAAGCCUCAGGAUUAAAGGCUCAUGUCCAUCCACUUGAUCCAGGAAGCUCUCCUCCAGGGCUUCUUUUCUAUUUCUGCCCCUUGACAGCUGGGCAAAAGGCCCGUGCAGAUCUCUAAUGCCUGUAAGGAUAGAAGGAAAACUGCGGACAAAUGGAUGUGGCCAGUCAAUAAUAGUAAGAAUUGGGCAUGCGGUCAGGUGUUGUUAGUUAUUCGCAGUUAGCUGCCAGUGCUUGACCACUGAUGGAGAAGAUCACCCCACUCCAGUGACAUGAGUAUAUAUGUAGAAACAGACUUCUGCACAAGACAGCUGUUGUAACCUUGGCAGAGGAAAAAUGAUUUCAUUCAGGCUAGGGUUGUGCACCCAAAAAAUACUUGCCUCAGAAACUGUUUCAGAAGCAGAGUGUCUAUUUGCUUUGGCUGCAUAGAGCUGGUUUUGUGGUAGCAAGCAUGAAAUGUCCCCUUUGCUAAGCAGGGUCUUCCCUGGUUUGCAUUUGGAUGGGAAACUAUAUGUGUGAGCACUGUAAGAUAUUCCCCUUACGGGAUGGAGCUGCUCUGGGAAGAGCACUUGAAUCCUUGCAUGCAAAAGGUUCCAAGUUACCUCCCUGACAUCUCCAGGUAGGGCUGAGAGAGAUUUCUGCCUGUAAGCUUGGGAAAGCUGCUACCAGUCUGUGUAGAUAUUACUGAGCUAUAUGGACCAAUGGUCUGACUCAGUAGAAGGCAGCUUCCCAUCUUCUUACGUUGCAGGCAGGAUUCUCUCUCAGCCCUACCUGGAGAUGCCAGGGAGGGAACUUGAAACGCUAACCCUAUCUGAAGAUGCCAGGGAGGGAAUUUGGAACCUUCUGCAUGCUCUUCCCAGAGCAGCCCCAUCCCCUAAGGGGAAUAGCUUACAGUGUUCACACAUGUAGAUGCCCUUUCAAAUGCAAACCAGGGCAGACCCUGCUUAGGAAAGGGGACAUUUAAAAACAAAAUAAUCUUCCAAAUAGCUGAAUUGCAUCUGAAUCAAAGUAGCUCAAUUUUGCUUCAGUUUGGAUGCAAAUUAGCAGCUGUCAAUUUGGACCAGCUACUGUUCAGAUCUAAAUGACUUCUAAACCUAUGCCUUUAGAUUCCAACGCAUUGAGCAACUUGUUCAGAGUAAGUGUGAUAUUUCAACUCCUUGAGUCAGACAAGAUGCUUUUAUGCUUUGGACAUAAUUGACACAACGUUGUUCUCCAUCAACAGGAGGAGACUUAAGCAACAUGAAAUUCCCUGGAAGUGUAAAAAGCCAAUUAUUAUUAUUGCUUUACAAUUCAUAACUUAACAGCAGGCAAUAUAUUACAUGAACAUGUAAUACAAUAUGUACAAUCCAAUCUUCUUGCUCAGUCUGAUCUACGAUCAUAAUAAAGUUUAUCUAUCAGUCUCCUUGCAUAGAUUGUCAGUGCUGGUUUCACAAGGUCAGAAGUAAUGCUAAAUCAGUUCAUAGAGAUAAGCUCAAACAAUUGUCCUGAUUUUUCUUUCCGCAAGCAUAUAGUUUACAUAUAGUUUCCCGUGGAAAUACCUGCCUAGUAAGCUCUUGUAAGAAGCAAUUGCCCAAAACACAUCUCUGAAUACUUGGAAGGCAACACAAUAAUAUUCUGAUAAUUAAGAGGUUCCUUUUCCAAUCUAGAUGUUAGUUGGUGGUAGUUGACCUUAGAGCAGGGAAACCCCCACCCAUCCUAGUAUUUAUAGCAAAAGGGUAUUAUCAAAAGUUAGGUCAGUACUAUGGAGCCUGAUCCAAAGCUUCAUGUAUGUAGAGGCUUCUUACACUUUUGUAUGAAAGCACGUCUCAUAGAAUAAAGCAGGGAAGGCUCUGCAAGCACAGAGCUUCAUGAGCACUUCAGAACACUGGAAGACAGCCAUGGAGCAGCUCUGUAUAGACUUUUAUAUUUUGUUCCUCACUUUAAAAUAUGUUCAAACUGUAUUGUUAAUACUCUGAAUUUACCAUUGUUUAGUGAAUGUUUAAACCACAUGAAUAAUUCUCAGAAAACUCCAUUUGUUGUCUAGUAGCAGGUGCAGCAAUCCAUUUGAAGUGGAAUCAGUCUAGAUAACCUGCAAAUGUGAUACAUUGAAUUCCGCCCUUAGUACUUGACUUGUAAAAUAAUCACAAAAUACAAGUUAAUUUGGCUGAAAUGUAUGUUGCAUACAAACAUCCCAGGUCUCCUAGCAAUAGAAUUUGUUCCCCCAGCAGUAAAGACAUGCAGGUAUGUGCUCUCUUAGAUAUUAUAAUCUUGCCUACCCUGUCACCAGCCUUCUACAGCUCAUGUUUCAUACAGCAGGUUUAACUUGCUACAAAUGCUGAAUCAUGUUUACAUUUUGAAAAUAAAGUUGGCUUAUUAAUGCUAAUCAUGCACUUAUACUGGACUUCUAUGAAAAACCACACAAGCUAAAUAUGGUUUAGGACAAAGGAACUGUUUGUGUACAUGUAUAUUUUUAAAUAUUUGUCAAAAUUAGCUACUUGUGGUAUAUUGCUCUGUAUAUAGUUCACUAGUGUAAAAACAACAAAAACCCUGUAUAAUCCUAUGAAAACUAGAAGGCACUCUCUGAGAGAAUUGCUGUAUUCAGUUUUUCCUUAUUUUGCUUAAAUCACUGUAUCCUCCAUAUGUGUUGAACCUAGUUUAUUUGCACCAAUCUUGAUGUGUACUGAAUGGCCAAGACCUUAUACAAAUAAGGUGUUCUGUUCAAUACCAUUGAUUUGUUUAUCUUGUUGGCUGAUGAUGUUACCAAAAUAAACAUCCUAAGCUGCCUUGUG
Hemicordylus capensis (graceful crag lizard) is the source of this 12213-nucleotide messenger RNA. RefSeq names its product autophagy related 2B (gene ATG2B). Lineage: Eukaryota; Metazoa; Chordata; Lepidosauria; Squamata; Cordylidae. The transcript is spliced from 42 exons. The record is from RefSeq and is a predicted model, not a curated record. Bases 409 to 6645 code for a protein of 2078 amino acids. Gene Ontology annotation, cellular component: phagophore assembly site; extrinsic component of membrane. Gene Ontology annotation, molecular function: phosphatidylinositol-3-phosphate binding. Gene Ontology annotation, biological process: autophagosome assembly; piecemeal microautophagy of the nucleus; autophagy of mitochondrion.